GCUUACAAAAUUUUCCCUUCACUUACUGUAGUUUAGAUAAAUACGGGGGUUUGAAAGCACACGGUGUUUGAUUUAAAUAAUUAGUAUGAAAGCCUCAAAUACUUAAACAAUAAAAGUAUAAUAUAUUUUAAUAAACGUGUAAUCUUUUCCUCCCUUUUUCUUUUGCUUUUUCUUUUUCUUUUUUUUUUUUUUAAAGUGUUGUGCUCCCCUCAUUUGAAUAGAGGCAGUGGAGGCUCCACCCCAAGAGAGUUGAAAGGCUAGAAGACCACAAAGAUGGAAAGGCCAGCCCACUGAGGGAGGGAGAAAAAAAACUGCUCCGGUUCCUCUGCCAUAAUUUCCUAUCAGCCUAUUCAGACAACAUCACCAACAGCUUGGUCUCUCUGUGUGUGUGUGUGUGUGUGAGAGAGAGUGGGAGAGAGAGUGUGUGUACGGGAGCAGAGGAGAGAGGGAGGCAGCGCAUGAGAGGCAGAGAGAGCGACGCACACGGAGAGAGAGAGAGAGAGAGAAAAAGAGAGAGAGAGCGGGGAAGGGGGAGGCUCCGUAUUCUUUCACCUACCCCCCCCGUCAAACCACAGGAAGGAGGGGCCAGACCCUAAGCUGCCAAUCAAAUCCGCUCGUGGCAGCCGGCAUUAUCUCAGCAACAAACUAUUGACAGAUUACAUGUCAAGGAGUUUAGUGCUUGAUUGAAGGAAGCCUUUUUUUUUUUAUCUAGUUACUUUUCCGCUUUAUUUCCCCCCUCCGCCGACCAACAUUCGAAUGACUUUCUAACAGAGUUGAGUAAUAUUAUGAAAGUUACAUGUCUGAGAGGAUUUAACUUCGACUUCCCUGAAUAUGCUGAAAGGAGUUUAUGCACUGAAACGACCUCAGGAAAAUCCAAGAUGGCCGCCAAAAGGAAAGGUGGCCUAAAACUCAAUGCUAUCUGUGCCAAGCUGAGCCGCCAGGUGGUGUUCGACAGCAGCUCCCAGAAUGCCGAGGGAGACCAGAGCGUAGCAGAAAACAGCGAGUGUGGCAGUUCCCACUACGACGACAACGAGACCAACUUCCCAAAGAGCCUGAGCCUGAAUCAGAGCCUAGAGGAGGACCAGAAGAGACGCGAGGCCAUCGAGAAGUGGGUCAACGGCGAGUACGCCGACGAGCCGCCGGCUCCCGAUGACGAGCAGGAGCAUGAACUCAAAGUCAGGAAUGAUGAAGAUGGCCCUCCUGAGGGCGUGUACAUGAUACAGCCCAAAGGCUGCAGCGAUGAGGAAGACAAUGGAGGGGAGGCCGAGCCCUCGGUGGCCUCUCAAGAUGGCAGUUACCAUGACAACAAAGAAACCGAAGACAAGCCUUCAAAAGAUGACACCUACACCAAGCCAAGCGAGGCCCAGAGUCGCCCAGCUCCCUUCUCCUCUCCAGGAGAAGCAUCAGCCUUGCGAGACUAUGCAACCAACACCGUCAAUGAGCUUUUGGGAAUGUUUGGUUAUGAUGACCAACAGGUAAGGGAUGAGCUGACCAAGAAGAUCAGCUUUGAGAAGCUAAAAGCCGCUACCUCAGACCCCUCAUCCCUGGGCAGUGAGGAGGCCUCGGGGCGCGUCCGCUUCUCUAAGUUCGAUGAGUACAUUCGGAAGCUGAAAGCCGGCGAGGCCCUACCUUGGCCCAUACAUGCUUCCCCACCCAAACCAGACGACCUCAACUCAAAACUGGCCCAAGACAAGAGUGCUACCAUGCUCCAGAACUCCGGGUGCCUACCAGGGGCCGAGGCACAGAUCUACCCCCCAAGCCUGGACCACAAACAGCCAGUAGCACCUCAGCUGGGUAAUUCUCAGCAACCCAAUCCCUCUCAGAUGCAGAACAUGGCCUCCAGAGCCUCCAAGUAUGACUUCUUUAUUCAGAAGCUGAAGAUGGGUGAGAGUUUGCAGCAGCAGAAUGGUAAUGCUUACAAGAGACCGUCAAAAUAUGACCUGGAGAACGUCAAGUUCCUGCACCUCUUCAAGCCCGGCGAGGGCAACCCUGACAUGGGCGGUGCCAUCGCAUUUAAGACUGGCAAAGUGGGUCGCCCCUCCAAGUACGACAUCAGAACAAUUCAGAAGCUGAUGCCAGGAAACCCUGAACCCUCAAUGAUGCCCAGUCCGCUUGCCACAGCUCCAGGGAACCCUGGAGCUCCUGGGGUACCCACUGUAAGUGCAUCUGGCACCAGCAUUGCCCCGGGGCUUACAAUGGACCCAGCGGGACACCUAAGUUUUAACGCCUCUGACUAUCUCAAGUCCAGCUUUUCCAAGACUGACUCCAUCACUACGGGCACUGUCUCCUCUGUUAAGAAUGGUCUGCCUCCAGAUAAACCCGCCAGCGACGACAUCAACCUCUACCAGAAAUAUAUCGCCAGGUUCUCUGGAAGUCAACACUGUGGACACGUGCACUGUGCCUACCAGUACAGAGAGCAUUAUCACUGCAUGGACCCUGAGUGUAACUACCAGGUGAGCAGGUUUACCAGUAAGCAGGAUGUAAUCAGGCACUACAACAUGCACAAGAAGAGGGACAACUCCUUGCAGCAUGGCUUCAUGCGCUUCAGCCCCCUGGACGACUGCAGCGUCUACUACCACGGCUGCCACCUCAAUGGAAAAAGCACCCACUACCACUGCAUGCAGGUGGGGUGCAGCAAGGUGUACACCAGCACCUCAGACGUCAUGACUCAUGAGAACUUCCAUAAAAAGAACGCCCAGCUGAUCAACGAUGGCUUCCAGAGGUUCCGUGCCACCGAGGACUGUGGUACAGUCGGGUGUCAGUUCUACGGGCAGAAGACCACCCACUUCCACUGCAGGCGCCCAGGCUGCACAUUCACCUUCAAGAACAAGUGUGACAUUGAGAAGCACAAGAGCUACCACAUCAAGGACGAUGCCUACGCCAAAGACGGCUUUAAGAAGUUUUACAAGUAUGAGGAAUGCAAGUAUGAGGGAUGCGUGUACAGCAAAGCAACCAACCACUUCCACUGUAUCCGCUCGGGCUGUGGCUUCACCUUUACCUCCACCAGCCAGAUGACCUCCCACAAACGUAAGCACGAGCGCCGGCACAUCCGCUCUUCCGGCGUCAUGGGCCUCUCUUCCGCCUUCCUGGCACCAAAGGACGAGCCAGAGGAAUCGAGCAACGAUGACCUGAUGGACUUCUCAGCCAUCAGCAGCAAGAACUCCAGCCUGAGUGCCUCGCCCACGACCCAGCAGUCAACCACUGUACCGCACCUGAUGACCACGCCGACCACCGCCGUCUCCUCCUCCUCUACGUCAGGCCCUCACAGCCUCAAGCUCACUCCGUCUCUCCCCGGUGCGAACCAACGCAUGUCCAGCCUGCUGUCUCAGGCCCUGCCCAGCAACAUGCCGGUGGCCCUUGCUCUUUCCAACAGUGCCCUGGCCACCUCCAACCCAUUCUUCCCCCUCAUGCCCCGACUGCCGCUCCAGCCACCUCCAACAGCCGCUGGCCUGAUAUCAGCUGCGUCUUCUGGGGCCCACUCCAUGCCCACCGACUCGCUGACCCAAGGCUGCUCCACUGGGGGGGCCGACGGAGCCAUGGCGUCCACCCCGACCUCAUUUGCCACCGCCUCUAUUGUGGAGAAAAUCUCUGCAAGCAAGGGUCUGAUAUCACCCAUGAUGGCCAGACUGGCGGCUGCUGCCCUGAAGCCCUCCAACAACCCAGACGCAGGGAACGGGCAGUCGGCUUUAGCCAGCCACUUCAAUCUGGUUCAAGUGAAGCAGGAGCCACUGGACACAAACUCUGGAGCUUCCCAAGACUCCACGCAGGAGCACAGCCUGGACUUGAGCAAGAAAGACCACAGGUAUACAGCUUCACGUAAUGAAUCAAACGGACACCCUGUACCAGGGAAUACAUCUCUUUUAUCCUCGCUUAUGAAUAAGAUGUCACAGGUGAACCCUGCCCUCUUCAACGCCAUGAACCUGAAGACGGAGCUGGAGGGAGGCCAGGGCGGCGACUCCUCUGAGGCCGCGCAGUAUCUGAACAGGGUGCUGAAGAGGCCCCUGCCAGAAAAACCCAACGAGAUUUGGAGGACCUACCUCCGCAGGUUUGACACGGAUGACUUUUGCGAGGCCCAGUGUGACUUCCUUCAGAAAGUUCACUUUCACUGCCUGGUAGAGGACUGCGGCGCGCUCUUCAGCACCGUGGACGGGGCCAUAAAACAUGCAAACUUCCACCUCCGAGCCACCUUGAAAGUGAAGUCUGAGCCUCAGUUCGGCGAGGGCAAGGACUCCGGCGAGGGAGCCCCGCUGCAGCCCGUCGCCCCCGUUUCCAUGGCCAACAACCCAUCCAUGGACGUGGCGCACCUCACCUCCUCCGGGGGCUACAGCUCCCCUCCUCCCUCCCUGCUGGCCUGGAAGCAACUGACCGGCAGCAUUCCUCAGAUGCCAGCCUCCAUGCCCAACCUGCCAGCCAACUCGCCCCUGGCCACCACUUCCUUGGAGAACGCGAAGCCUCAAGUCAAACCUGGUUUUCUGCAGUUCCAGGAAAAUGAUCCCUGUUUGGCGACCGACUGCAAGUACUCGAACAAGUUUCACUUCCACUGCUUGUUCGGGAAUUGCAAGUACGUGUGCAAGACCUCCGGAAAGGCCGAGUCCCACUGCUUGGACCACAUCAACCCCAACAACAACCUGGUCAACGUCCGCGACCAGUUCUCCUACUACUCUCUGCAGUGUCUCUGUCCCAACCAGCACUGCGAGUUCAGAAUGAGGGGCCACUAUCACUGUCUGCGGCCCGGCUGCUACUUCGUCACCAACAUCACCACCAAGCUGCCGUGGCACGUCAAGAAGCACGAGAAGGCAGAGCGCCGUGCCGCCAACGGCUUCAAGUAUUUCACCAAGAGGGAGGAGUGCGGGAGGCUGGGUUGUAAGUACAACCAAGUCAACAGCCACUUCCACUGCAUCCGUGAGGGUUGCCAGUUCUCCUUCCUGCUCAAACACCAGAUGACCUCGCACGCACGCAAACACAUGAGGCGGAUGCUGGGAAAGAACUUCGACAGAGUCCCAUCCCAGGUGAUGCCCCUCGGUCAGAGGGCGGAUGGGAUGCAGCACGGCAUGGUGUCUGGGCCGGCGGGGACGGGGCCCGGCGUCAACUCCAGCUUCUCCUCUAUGAUGGAUGAGACUGAGGACUACAUGGACUACAUGGGGGGAGGAGGCGGAGGAGGAAGCCCCUUGGGCCUCUCCUCCGAGUCCUCCAACCAGGACCGAAGCUGCACCAGCACACCUGUUGGCAACGACAGCUCUCCGGCAGGACAAGGCUGCCCCGCCACCACCUCUGCUCCCACCACCCCUGCUGACACUAGCGCUACCCAAAAUGCACCUUCUUCCUCCUCCCCUCCUCCACCGCCACCGCCACCUCCUCUCUCCGCUCCUCAGCCUGGCUUCCAGUCCCAGGCCCCAUCCCUCUCUCCCGCUCUCCUCCGACCUCCUCUCCCCUCACUCCCAUACCUCCUCUCUCCAUCCUGUCUGUCAUACUCUCUGCUCAGCGCCUCUUUGGGAGCCACUCGGAGUGUUGUCAUGCCAACCAACACACCAGCUUUCAGCCCCAUCAUUGCCACUCCGUCUCCGGUUAAAAAUGACGUCCCUAUAGUGCAGGAUGCUGCAGGCAACACCAUCUCCAUUCCCACGGCCACAGGCGCAAAGAAGCGCUUCUGGAUCAUCGAGGACAUGUCGCCGUUCGGGAAGCGACGCAAGACGGCGUCGUCGCGCAAAAUGCUGGACGAGGGCAUGAUGCUGGAGGGCUUCCGGCGCUACGACCUCUACGAGAACUGCAAGGACUCGGGUUGCCAGUUUUCCCUGAAAGUGACCCACUACCACUGCACGCGCGAGAACUGCGGCUACAAGUUCUGCGGCCGCACCCACAUGUACAAGCACGCGCAGCACCACGACCGCGUCGACAACCUGGUCCUGGACGACUUCAAGCGCUUCAAGUCCUCGCUCAACUGCAACUUCCCCGACUGCCAGUUUUCCGGCAACAGCACCCACUUCCACUGCCUGCGCUGCGGCUUCCGCUGCACCGACAGCACCAAGGUGACCGCCCACCGCAAGCACCACGGCAAGCAAGAUGUGAUCAGCGCCGCCGGCUUCUGCCAGUUCAGCUCCAGCGCUGACUGCGAGGUUCCUGACUGCAAAUAUAAGCUCAAGUGCUCACACUUCCACUGCACCUUCCCCGAGUGUAAGCACACGGUGGUGGGCAUGUCCCAGAUGGAUUCCCACAAGAGGAAGCACGAGAAGCAGGAGCGAGGCGAGCUGCCGUCCGUGUCACCAAAACAGGAAGCGGUUCACCACCUGGGGGGCAACGUGUCGGCAAUCCCUCCGUCCUCCAUGGGUCUUUCUACUUCCUCCCCCGGAGGCCUCCACGGGUUGUCCCACAAAAUCAACAGCAGCGCGCCCUCCAUGCUCUACGCACCAGGUGGUAUCAGUUCUGACUAUAACCACUCGUACCCGCCAUCCUCCAUCAGCCUGGACAGCUCCCUCAACCUGGGCACCGACACCAGCAGCUCCCUGUUCUUCCUGAAGAACGCGGCCGGCCUGGGUCUCAGCGACUCCCUGGACCUCAGCAAGAAGAUGCACCACAACACGGCGCGACUGGCCCACAAGCCCGCAGCCCCGCUGGGCCUGCCGGCGGCUCAGGACGACACCACGGGGACGUCCGGAGAGGCCGAGGACGACAUGUCGCCGGAGGAGGAGGCGCACGCGGAGGAAGAGGACGAAGAGGAGGAGGACGAGGAGGAGGAGGAGGAGGAGGAGGCGGAGGACGAUCUCAACAGUGACUCAAACGAUGACUCGACUGCAGAGCCCGACGGCGAGAAGGACAAUGGCGAGAGUUUCGAUGCUUCCGUUAACCACGCUGAUUCUUCCCAACUGGAAAAGCAAGACGCUGACCCUUAAAAAAUAAAAAAAAAGAAAGACUAAACUAACAGUGACUGUAGGAACUGCAGAGAAAAGCCCUGUGUACUAUGAAACAACAGAAAUGAAAGUGGCCUCAUUUAUCAUGUUUAGAGACUUCAGAUGACAACAAAAAACAACAACAGCGCGGAGAAAAUGACGGCCCGAAAUGAUUUAUUAUGAUGUUUACAAGAUGACCAACAUUAUUAAUUCAAUUAUGCAUUAAAAAAAAAAAAAAAAAAAAAUAUGAACGGAGAGACACACAAGAGUUAGGCCCUGUUUUACACGCCGGGCAGCAAUGUAAAGCAUUUUACUACACAUCAGUCUUUUUUGUGUGCGUGCAUGUUUGACUUUAAUUUAUUUUUUUCACUUUUUUGUGUGUGAAAAAAAAAAAAACCACGUUAGAAAAACAAAAACAAAAUCUCUCUAUAUAACUAUAUAUGUAAGUGUGUGUGUGCGUGCGCGCGCGUGUGUGCGUGUGUGUGUGAACGACGAUAUACAAAAGGAAAUUGCUGGCACAGGCGACAUGAACUGCAGGGUCGUGGAUGCGUAGAAAAAAAAAGGGACACGAAUCACUAAGGGGAAACAUUUGAUCUUUUUUCUGUAUUAUUACUAUUAUUAUUAUUAUUAAUAAUUAUUAGACACAGAGAGAAAAAAAAGGGGGUUACGUUUUGCUUGUUCCCAUCUCUGUAUUUUUCUUUGUUCUCAAUGACACGUGGAGUCGACCAGUGGCGGCUUGGUCAGUGUCAGCUGCAGUCGGGCGUCCGUCGAGCCGCCCUCCUCAACAGUUCUCUUAGACAUUCUCGCUAGAAAUGUUCAACUAGCGCCGAAAAAAAAAAAACCAAGCUUAGCCCUUGUAAUUUAACCCCCUCGCCCCCGUUGGAGGAAUCAAGUUCGUGCGUGGAUAGUGCACUUUUAUAAUAGCUGACCGUGAUGAUUACGAUGAUGAUGAUGACGAUGACGAUGAUAGAUAACUCAUGAGUAUAUUUAAAAAUAUUUUUGUUACCAUUUGCAUUAAAAUGUCGUUUUGUUGUGUUGUUAGUCAGAAGCAUAUCGAUCUGUAAGCGGGCGAGGUCGUGAUUAACGGCCGGCGAGUCGGGAUUGAAGGGGGUGGGUAAGAAGAGGGGGGUGGGGGUGGGGAUGGGGAUGGGGAUGGGGGGGGGGGUCGUGGGAUGUGCGGUCAGACUGACCAGAGGAAAUGAUGAGUCACUCAAAUGCAGCGACGGCGGCUCGGCAGAGGAAGCGUCAGGGAGUGUUUUAUGUCGAAAAAUGUACAGACCGAAGAAAAUGUCUCGACGGCAUUUUGAUUUUCCAUUCACUAUGGCUGUGGUUGAGCUCCUGUUGUAAUGGUUUUUAUUUAAUAUUUAUGUGACCUUCCAAUGAGAAAUUUCUAGGGGUGUUAUUGCACUUUUUAGGUUCAUUUUUACCGUCUGAAAAAAAAAACAAAAAAAAAUAAACAAAAAGAAUGAUAUAUAUCUUUUAACAGGGAAUUUGCUUUAAAGAUGUUUGUUUUAGUUCACUUUUGCUUUAAUGCACAAAUAGAUGUUAGUGUGACAAAGAACUGUUGUUCUGUGAUUUAUUUAAAGACUGGUUUUUAUUUUUGCUUCUUCUGUGAUUGGACAGUUUGAAAGGAGAAAAAAAAAAGAAACAAAAACAAAGAAAAGAAAAAAAGGAAAUGUGGCGCACCAGGAAAACGGUGCCCCGACGAGAAACACUAAGACGGACUGUGAUUUAAAUUAAUUCUCAAGAAGUUUGUAGCAGUGCUCACUGACCGUAGGUCUAAAAUUCAAAAUCUGUCAAACCACCCUCCGGUUUUUAUUGAGCGAACAUGUACGACUGAGGAGUGGACACACUGAUCAUGAAUUAUCUCCUGAGCUUGGCAUUGGAAGUAAAUGAUCAUAUUAUAAGGAAUAACAAUGUGUGUAGAUGAUAUUCCUCCAGAUAAUGUUUUGAGAAGAAAAAGAAAAAAAAAAAGGUUGUACAGUAUUUUCCUCUGUAAAAAAAUAACUAUAUAUGAACAAAAUGCUCUUUGAUGAACAGCUUCCUUUAAAAAGAAAACCGUAAAAAAGGAGAAAUGAAUAAUAAAAAGUUAAAAAUUCAAAUAGCCUCAUCAUAGUUUGCUUGUGUGCGUGACAUUUUUUUUUUUUUUUUUUAAAUUACCCCAGGUUUUUACCCCCAGUGGUUGUUCAUACUAUAGCAGCGGGGCAGAUUCCGUUAUUUGCAGAAUAACAACUUCUCUUUUUUCCAAACUCUGUCAGAAGCUCAAACUAAAAUACACUGAUUUGAAUUCAUUCAUUGAUGUUUCUGUUUUAUUUAUCGACUCAUUUAAUUCAUUGUCAUUUCUGCGUGUGUGCUGUUUUUGUUUUGUUUUUUUUUUGUUCUGUUUUUCCCUUUCCCUCAUUAAGUGAAAAUUCUUGGUGUGUAUUUACUUUGCUGUGGGCAUGCUUCGUUCACAGACUGAACUGUCUCCCGGGACUCCGCUGCAAAGCGGAGGCAUUACUACAUUUGUUUUUGUUCUCUCAUCAUUUGCUGAGAUAACCUGUAGGGGCUGGGAGACGAUGUGCACUUGAAUUCGGUUUGUGUGUGUGUGCGUGCGUGUGCGUCUGUGCGGGUGUAAAAUAGCAGGAUUUGUAAAAAGUUGAAAAUAAAGAAACUAUAAUUAUUGACAAUACACAUGCAUACGUGGUUGAUGGCGACGUUUUGUUGGACACGUGCGGAGGGGAAAGGCCAUGGCGGCGAUACUACUGAAGUGUGUGUGUGUCUGUGUCUGUGUGUGCGCGCUACACAAACUGGUGGUUUUGUCCCAGCUGCUCAGAGCUCCAGUUCAGACCAUAACCUCGUGAGCUUGUGCGUCUUUUUCCUGCUUAAAAAAAAAAAGAAAAGAAAAGAAAAGAAAAAAUCCAACUGGGAACCAAUUUAACCGCAAAAUUUGAAGAACACGAAACAUCUGCACCCACGCAGGUAGAGGACAAUGUUUGUUGUCGGGGUCGUCCAUUUUGUUCGCUCUUUGACGUUCUGGUGCAAGAACCAGAUCGGAGUCUAGGACCAUUAGGGAGAUUUAGAGGCCUGCUACUGCUACAAGAUGGCUCUCAGUGUCUUGCUCACUGUUAACAGGGCACAUUUAUUAUUAUUAUUACUUUUUUUUUUUUUUUUUUGCCUUGAGCCAUGCUGGGUUCUCCUCCCACUCCCUCAUGUCACCCAGCGGCCAGCGUGCUGACUCUGUCUGUCCCCUCGUCUACAGCUGUUCCUGUCCUUCCUCCUUCUCUUCCUUGUGAUGUUUUUUUAAUAAAAAAAAAAAAAGGAAAGAAAAAAAAAAAAAAACACGGGUAAAGGCAUCACCAUCUGUCAGCCAGCUGGUAUCCUGUAUAUAAUCUACCAGAGAGAGAGAGGAGAAAAAAAAAAAGAAUAAACAUGAAAAUUAUAUUACACAAAAACCAGACGGAAACGACCUCCAAAUCCUGCAUAGGCUGCUGCCGAAACGACAGAUCAUUUUGCUGUUUUAAUUAACAGAGUAAAAAGGAUGGUAUAAAAAAGUGGCGAGGAAAUAAACAGAGAUGUAUUUCCACUGCUGGAAAAAUGGAAUAUGAAAGCCGGCUGCUUACUGCGGAGUAGCGGAUAAACGGCGCAACAUUUUAGACUUUGUAAAAUAUAUUGCACUUUUGGACUAAAAGCCAUCUCCCGUUAGUGUUCAAUUUGGCUCGAUUUAUGAGACGUUUUCUAUGAAAAGUAGACAAUGAAGCAAUUUUUUAAGAAGUCUCUACUUGAAUUUGUUGCCCUCGGCGCUACUAUUUAUUCUAGUCAUAUUGCUUAUUUCCACUUGGAUACAGUGCUGUUCAUCUUCAUUGUGCUAUAUUUAUGUUUUUUUCUUCUGUUUCUGCAUGUCUUAUGCAAAGAUUGAGCUUUUCACUCAGUGAAAUAAAAACGUACUGAAUAACUUUA
Messenger RNA from Mugil cephalus (flathead mullet), 10823 nucleotides. It is a transcript of the gene casz1, whose product is annotated as castor zinc finger 1. Gene Ontology annotation, biological process: positive regulation of transcription by RNA polymerase II; regulation of neuron differentiation. The transcript has 19 exons. Lineage: Eukaryota; Metazoa; Chordata; Actinopteri; Mugiliformes; Mugilidae. The coding region runs from base 786 to 6887 and encodes 2033 amino acids. Gene Ontology annotation, cellular component: nucleus. Gene Ontology annotation, molecular function: RNA polymerase II transcription regulatory region sequence-specific DNA binding; DNA-binding transcription factor activity, RNA polymerase II-specific. The record is from RefSeq and is a predicted model, not a curated record.